Messenger RNA from Plasmopara halstedii, 2199 nucleotides. RefSeq names its product tkl protein kinase. Lineage: Eukaryota; Oomycota; Peronosporomycetes; Peronosporales; Peronosporaceae. The transcript has 4 exons. Gene Ontology annotation, biological process: protein phosphorylation. The record is from RefSeq and is a predicted model, not a curated record. Gene Ontology annotation, molecular function: ATP binding; protein kinase activity; protein binding. Bases 1 to 2199 code for a protein of 732 amino acids.
AUGGCGACAUCAACCUUGUCAACAUCUUGUAGUAACGUGUGUCAACAGUACGAACCAUGUUUAGUGUAUAAUGCUUGUCCAUCUGGAGUAUCAUGUAUCUCAGCCAACGAGUGCGUCGUUCAGUGUUUUGUCAAGCCGGCAUCCGAUCCAACAACUUUUACAUUUUUAGUAAAUUUUGGAUCAUACAAAAGCAAUCAAGAGAUAGCGAAAGCACAGAAUGACACAAAGUUUUUCAAAGAACUUCAAGUGCUUCCAAAUGAUACAACGACGUUUGCUACGGCAAACAACGACGUCAUGACAAUCAUUAAGAUGAUAGAACUCCAACCGAGUGUUACGUCAUUUGUCCUAGUUGGUGGGAGUAGUAUUAACAGUUCGGUGAAGAGUAAAGUGGCAAAUGUGACAUUUGUCUCGGACAGCAUGACGAUUAACUCGAGAGUGACGAGUGUCAAGUUAAAUAAUCUCGAUCUUUCCAAUGAAGCAACACUUGAACAACUACCCAGUGUCUUUCCACCAACCAUUCAGACAUUGAGUCUUACAAAUACACUUCUUUAUGCGUUUCCACCCGUAAUGGCCACAUUUACAAAUCUUCAAACCUUAUAUGUUGAUAAAAAUUAUAUUUUGGAAGUUGCAGCAACUGCUGCACUCAACUCACUCGUGCAUUUAAGCAUCAAUGAUAAUCGUCUCACAUCUUUUCGCGCUGUCUUUCCAAACCUUGCGACGCUCGAUUUAAGUCUCAACCACUUAACGGAAAUCCCUGCUAGCAUUUUUAUCCACGAUAAACUCACUGCAUUGCAGAUCAAGGGCAAUCCACUUGUAGCACCUUGGUUCACUCAAGCUCAAAUUGGAUUUUUAAAUGCGCUCACGAAUCUUGAUAUCAACAAUGCCGAUUUUUUUCAAAGUAUUGAUACUUGUCACUCAGCUGAUCGACGGCAAGUUCAUUUACUUACUGUGUGUAUAUCUGAUGCCAGACGCAAUGACGAAAUCUCGUCGUUAUCAAGUGCCAUGGUUAUCGUAGGUGCAUUUCUAGGAGGCGUUUGUCUCCUUGGAAUUUUCAUAAUAAUUGGCAUUUGUGUCCAUCGCUCGCGUGUACGAAAACAUACAAGUCGUCGCUCGAUAAGUGUGCGUGAAACGUACUUUGGUGGCUUGGCACCGCCUUUGACUUUGACUCGGUCUCCUGUUGUAAAAGGGUAUCGUGGUGGACGCCGUACGCCAGCCAAUGGUGGUCCUCGCUUUUGUCCUGAUUAUGAAUACGACGACGUGAGUAAUUCACCUCGUAUCUCGACACGAAGUACGCAUAGUAAUCAAAGCUAUUCUGCUUAUUCCGUGUGGAACGACGAAGAAUUAUUGUCCUUGCAAGUAAAAUAUGACGAAAUUGAAGACGUUGGAACGAUCAGUAGUGGUGCAUUUGGAAUUAUAUGGCUCGUCAAGUAUCGUGGGUCUCAAUUACUAGCGUCCAAGCGAUUGCGAGUUGAUCAAAUUACAAAGCAACGAACUCAAGCGUUUAUUGAAGAGAUCAAAAUGGCCGCACCGUUUGAUCAUCCAAAUAUUGUACGACUAGUAGGGUGUGCAUGGACGAUCGAAAGUGAUUUGCAAGCAUUGUUUGAAUACAUGGAAAAUGGAGAUUUGCGUGAUUAUCUCAUCAAUCCAACCUCUCCGCGUCACUGGAGUCAAGAAUUAUUGCAAUUAGCAGUGGAUAUCAUUGAGGCACUUGUGUAUGUACAUUCAUUCACGCCACCAUUGAUCCAUCGAGACCUGAAAUCACGCAAUGUUCUUUUAACGGGAGAAAUGACCGCGAAAGUUACUGAUUUUGGCGCGUCAAGGUACAAAUCAGUGGACGAAACAAUGACAGCAGCGGUUGGAACUGGUCGGUGGCUUGCACCUGAAGUGAUUCAAGGUAGUAACAAAUAUGACCAGUCGGUUGACAUUUAUGCAUUUGGAAUUGUCCUGUCGGAACUUGAUACACAUGCAAUUCCAUACGAAGAUGUGCGAGGACCAACUGGCAAUCGUUUGAAUGAUAUUGCUAUUCUUCAACUUGUUGCAGUGGGUGAACUUCGUCCACGAUUUGGUGCAAACUGUCCGCCAGAUCUUCGUCUAUUAGCGGAUCGUUGUUUGGCUCAAGAUCCGACGAAUCGUCCACCAGCUCAUAUGGUCGCGUAUGACCUUCGAGUUAUCCAACGCUCUCUCUACACGUUGCUUUAG